Drosophila bipectinata is the source of this 2614-nucleotide messenger RNA. RefSeq names its product Polypeptide N-Acetylgalactosaminyltransferase 6 (gene Pgant6). Gene Ontology annotation, molecular function: polypeptide N-acetylgalactosaminyltransferase activity. The record is from RefSeq and is a predicted model, not a curated record. NCBI's taxonomy places the organism in Eukaryota, Metazoa, Arthropoda, Insecta, Diptera, Drosophilidae. Gene Ontology annotation, biological process: protein O-linked glycosylation. Gene Ontology annotation, cellular component: Golgi apparatus.
CUUUUCCAACACUCCUCCCAAGCAGCUGCUUUGCGGCAGGUUAGAAUUUUGAGAAGAACCAAUCAAAAAUAUAGAAACAGCAGAAUUCGCGGACGUGGAAGACCGACUUUUGUUUUGUUAUGCUAAUUAGUGUUUUUACUAGUUUAUUGAACCUUAAUCGGAUGGAGUCUGGAGCAGAAGCCAACAAAUCACAGCGAAACUGACAGUGGUACCCACGUCGGCAGAUACAGAUACUUCUUGGUCGGAGAUACACCUGAGCUAACACUCCAGCAGCAGCGCUUGGAACCCACAGAGGCCCGAACACGUAGCAGUGGCGUCACCAGAAUGCGGCGGCCCAACCUCAAGUGGAUCGUCAAGACAGGGCUCCUGGUCCUAGUCUCCCUCACUUUGUUCGUGCUCAUCACCAGCUGGAUAUCCUCCACUCCGUACACCAACAAACCCGUCCACCACGGCGUUGAACCGCUUCCACAGCAAGAAGGUCGUUCUGGCAAUGUGCCGGAAAAGCAUGAUGACGUGAACCAGAAAAAGAAUCAUAAUCCAGUAGAGCCAGAUGCAGAUGUCGAGAAAAAGAACGACGACGAACCCGAAGAGGAAGCGGAAGGUGAAGCGAAAGAUCCUGCAGAAAAAGAGAACAGAGUGCCGCUGGAGGAUGUGCUGCAGGUGGUUCCGCCGGCAGAUAUGGUAAAGAAGGAUUGGCACGACUAUACGGCCAUGGAACGAGAUGCUAAGCGAGUGGGUCUCGGCGAACAGGGCGCGGCCGCCAGUUUGGACGAUGAAUCCCAGAUAGAAACUGAGAAGCGAAUGUCCCUGGAGAACGGAUUCAAUGCCCUGCUCUCCGACUCCAUUUCAGUGAAUCGCUCCCUGAAUGAUAUCCGCCAUAAACUGUGUCGCAAGAAGGAGUACUUGACCCAACUGCCCACCGUAUCGGUGAUCAUUAUAUUCUGGAACGAGUACCUCAGCGUGCUUAUGCGAUCCGUACAUAGUCUGAUUAAUCGGUCACCCCCUGAGCUGCUCAAAGAGAUCAUUUUGGUGGAUGACUUCAGUGAUCGCGAAUACUUGCACCACGAUUUGGAGGCCUACAUAGCCGAUCAUUUCAAGAUUGUGCGCGUGGUUCGGCUGCCGAAACGCACAGGCUUAAUUGGAGCUCGAUCCGAGGGCGCUAGGAAUGCCACAGCCGAAGUCCUGAUCUUCCUGGACUCCCACGUAGAGGCCAACUAUAACUGGCUACCGCCACUCUUGGAACCCAUUGCCCUCAACAAACGCACGGCAGUGUGUCCCUUCAUCGAUGUUAUCGAUCACAGUAACUUCCAGUACCGCGCCCAGGACGAGGGUGCACGCGGGGCCUUUGACUGGGAGUUCUACUACAAGAGGUUGCGACUGCUGCCGGAGGAUUUGAAGCAUCCGGCGGAUCCGUUCAAGAGUCCUGUUAUGGCGGGCGGCCUGUUUGCCAUUUCGACGGAGUUCUUCUGGGAGCUGGGCGGCUAUGAUGAAGGGCUGGAUAUCUGGGGCGGAGAGCAGUAUGAGUUGAGCUUCAAGAUCUGGAUGUGCGGUGGUCAGAUGUACGAUGCACCCUGCUCUCGCAUAGGACACAUAUACCGGGGACCCCGCAACCACAAUCCCAGUCCGCGAAAGGGCGACUAUCUGCAUCGGAACUACAAACGUGUGGCCGAGGUCUGGAUGGAUGAGUACAAAAACUACUUGUACAGUCACGGCGAUGGUAUCUAUGAACGUGUGGAUGCCGGCGAUCUGACAGCCCAGAAAGCCAUCCGCACGAAGCUCAAGUGCAAGUCCUUUAGGUGGUUCAUGGAGGAGGUGGCAUUCGAUUUGAUGAAGAACUACCCACCGGUGGAUCCGCCCAACUACGCCAUGGGCGCCAUUCAGAGUCUGGGCAAUCCACAGCUAUGCCUGGACACGAUGGGUCGCAAGAAGCACAACCGAAUGGGCAUGUUCGCCUGCGCCGACGACCUGAAGGUGCCGCAGAAGUCACAGUUCUGGGAGCUCAGCUGGAAGCGUGAUCUGCGGCUGCGACGGAAGAAGGAGUGCCUGGACGUACAGAUCUGGGAGGCCAAUGCGCCUGUCUGGCUGUGGGACUGCCAUGGCCAGGGCGGCAACCAGUACUGGUAUUACGACUACGAAACGAAGCAGAUGAAACACGGAAACGAUGGCCGGCGGUGCCUGGAGCUGCUGCCCUUCUCCCACGAGGUGGUCGUCAACAAGUGCGACCCCAGCAACCACUACAUGCAGUGGAACUUUGGCACUUUCAACAAGACGGCGCUGGACCACUAUACCGAGGAGCUCGUCCUGAACCUGUAGUCCGUGGUCUGCCCAGCUACGGAAUCACUUGCCAUGUACUUAACGAACGUUCGAUGUAAAUAAUCUCUAGGCUAGGCUAGCUCGUAAGGCGUUUUGGCCCGAUUGACACUCUCAACGACUCAACGCACAUUCCAAUGCCGCAUUAAAGACUUUAAAUUUAUUUGUAUCUGUAAAUUAUGUUGAAUUUAUCUACAAGAUAUAACAAAAAAAAAGGUUGUAUGCCGAUAGUCUUGGGCUUGGAGUAGAGUCCAGUCGGUAUAAGCAUUUUGUAAUAAUUAAAAUAAAUUUUAAUACAACAUUA